Molecule: messenger RNA, 885 nt
Organism: Phalaenopsis equestris
Lineage: Eukaryota; Viridiplantae; Streptophyta; Magnoliopsida; Asparagales; Orchidaceae
Exons: 7
Coding region: 187-633 (148 amino acids)
Biological process (GO): protein targeting
Cellular component (GO): membrane
Source: RefSeq, a predicted model, not a curated record
CUCAUCUUCGUUCACCUGAAACCAUCGUCGAGAAAGAGUUGGGAGCCCUACUGGCGCUCGCCGGAGAAGAAUCGACGGGAGCAGCGGCGUGUGAAGACGAUACGUGUCAGUUCGUCGGCGCUUCUCUGUUGUGGAAAGCGGAGACACGCAGUCGCCAUUAUUUUACUCAUAUAAAGGUGUACCAGGAUGCUAUCAGCUGGAAUUUUCUCUUUUUAUCAUCCAGGUUCUCGCUUGUUCUACAGGCACGAACCUCUUGUCUCCACUUGGCCAUCUGCUAUGAGCAAUUGCCAAUUAACUUUGAAAAUGCAGUCUUCCCUCCCUUAUUACAGGCAUGUAAAAUGUGCAACAGCAAGAAGAAAUCACUAUCAACGGUUUUCGUCUGAUGACGAGUUUAACCAGAAAUCUUUUUGGUUGAUAAUGAUUCAGGACAUCAUUCAAAGUUUAAGAUCUCUGGCUCUUUUUUUGCUUGAGCAGCCUAGUCAGUUGAAGUACAUAGAAUGGCCUUCUCUCGAAAGCACGGCAAAGACGGCAACUCUCACCCUUGUUCUUGUAGCUUUGCUCAUUGUGUCAUUGGCUUCUGUUGACUCAUUUCUCUGCUAUAUGUUGUCCCUCCUUUGCAGAAAAACUGCAUGAACACAGGAACAACAUAGUCUUAGCUGAUCCAUAGAAAAUUCUGAAGAGUAUGAAGUUCAGCAGAUUCUGAUCUAUAUAGCAGAAUCUGUCUUAAGAUUUUUUAGUUAUUCUUCAGUAGCUGUUUGAUUUAAAUUUGAGCAGUAGAUGAAGAGUAUGUGGAAGUAUCAUUUUGUAAUUUACUAUGGGUUACACUUCCAAUAAGCACUCAGUUAUGCUGUAAAUUUUUUGUUAUUAAGAUCAUUUAAUGUUUGU